AUGGAGAAGAACAGACAACAAGUGGAAAUGGGAAGCAUCGAAGAAUCUUCUCGCCAUCACAAAGCAAAAGAAUGGAUGCACUUAAUUGGACUUUAUUCCUCACAUUUAGCAUCAUGGUUGCCUCCUCACAUGCAACGCCAGAAGUUACUCAGCGUCAUGCCAUCAAAUCUUCCAAGCUCAACCAAACCCAACAGCAAGUUUAUGUUCCACAACUGCAUGGUUCUUUUGAGGAUUGCACUACGAUUACAUAUGACAUAUAUGGAGCGUGUACAAGCCAAAUCUGCCAUCUACACCUGUACUGGAGUGGAGAUGCUGGUUGGAUACUGGAGUCAGUGA
This is a messenger RNA of Sphenostylis stenocarpa, 336 nucleotides long. Lineage: Eukaryota; Viridiplantae; Streptophyta; Magnoliopsida; Fabales; Fabaceae. The record is from the annotation of a GenBank genome assembly.